Condylostylus longicornis is the source of this 3203-nucleotide messenger RNA. RefSeq lists its product as uncharacterized. The record is from RefSeq and is a predicted model, not a curated record. Gene Ontology annotation, molecular function: 3'-5' exonuclease activity; nucleic acid binding. Bases 13 to 2937 code for a protein of 974 amino acids. Gene Ontology annotation, biological process: nucleobase-containing compound metabolic process. The transcript is spliced from 8 exons. Lineage: Eukaryota; Metazoa; Arthropoda; Insecta; Diptera; Dolichopodidae.
AAAUAAAACACAAUGGAAUCAAUGGAAUAUGAGAUGGCUAGAAAUAUGACACUAUUAUUCUUUUUAGAAAGAUUAUUAGAUAAAGGUGAACCAAGAACAGUACAUGAUUUAUCAUGUCAAUUUGGUGCAAAAGGUUUUACCAAAGAAAUGAGACAAAUAGCUGGUGGUAGUCAAUCAGGUUUAAAAAAAUUUCUUGGUCAAUAUCCGGCAUUAUUUCAAAUUAGUGGUGAUUAUGUUCAAGUAAAUUGUUAUCAAGCUGCAAAUCCAAAUGAUCCAACUGGUGUUUAUGGUGGUAGAAGAGAUUAUAUACAAGAAGCAAAAGAUUAUUUUAAACAUAAAAUGCGUCAAUAUGGUAUUGGAACCGAAGUUCCAAUAAGAAGUUUAUUAGGACAUCGUAGUCAAGCAUCACCACAAGUACGUCAUAUAUCUGGUCAACAUAUUAGAGAAUUUACUGAAUUUCUUGUUAAACAUCCAGAUACAUUUAAAGUAAUUGAUGAUCAUGUUGUAUUAGUUGGUUGCGAUGAUUUAGAAGAAUUACCACCAUCAGAACGUUUACAUUUACCACAAACAACAAUUGAUACAGAAGCUACACAACAGUUAUUAGAUUUUUUUGCUCAAUGUAUACAAGUAAAAGGUCCGGUACUAGUCGAUCAAUUAUUUCAUUUGGUAACAUCAAAAUUUCCACAAGAACAAUGGUUUAAAAUGUUUAAAACACCAAAUGAUUUAACAACAUUUUUACGUAUUUUUUCUGAUUGUUUUCAUAUACAAGCGAAUCUAGUCACAUUAUUGCAAAAACCAAAAUUAUCUGAUUCUCAUAUACAACAGGCUCAAGCAAAAUCUCGUGAACAAUAUAAUGCUAUUAAUAAUAAAUUAAAUAAUAAUAAUAUUUCAUCAAAUAAUAAUAUAAAUAAUAAUUGUAAUAAUGUUAAUAAUCAACAAAAUAAUAAAAUACAACAGCAGAUUGGAAAUUAUAAGGAUAAUAGUGGUAAUAACAAUAAUGCUGGUAACACUAAUAAUAAUGUUGUAACACCUGACUUCAAAAUAAAUGAACCAGUUUCUAAUAUUUCAUCAAAUAUAAGUGGAAAUCAACAAUAUAAUAAUAAGAGUGAACCGAAUAGCGGUUUCGACAGUUAUAUUUCUCCUUUAGAUUUUAAAAUGGAAAAUUUAUGUGAAAGGAAUUGUCCCAGCCCAUCGAUUAGUUCAUAUUAUAAUAAUCAAAAUCAACAGCAACAAAAUCAACAGCAAACUCUUAAUAAUGCAAUAAAUCAACAACAACAAACGGUAACAACUCCAAUACCACAUGGGGCACCAGAACGUAUGAAAAAUCAAACAUUAAAACAACGAAUUAAUAGUUUAGUUAUGAAAACUUUAGCCGAAAAUCUUGAAAAAGAUAAACAUAUUAUGAUGGUACAGAAUGCAUGUAGCGGCGGUGGUCAAUCUCCAUUACAAAAUUCAAGCCCAGUUCAUAAUGCUAAUUCCACAAAUAGCGGAAAUUCUUUAAUAAAUACAACAAAUAAUUUCUUUGUUGGUGAUACAUGGAAAAUUAGAAUAUUUCAGAGUACACGAGUUAUAUCAACAAUUAGAGAAAGUAUAUUUGUCACAGAAGCUAUAAUGAAAUUUGCUGAAAAUGAUAAACAGGUUGUGAUCUCACUUGACUGUGAAGGAAUUAAUUUAGGUAUUAAAGGUGAAAUAACUUUAAUUGAAAUUGGUACUACACAAGGUGAAGCAUUUAUAUUCGAUAUUCUAACAUGUCCACAAUUGGUACAUGAUGGUGGCCUAAAAAAAUUAUUGGAACAUGAAAAUGUUAUUAAAGUUAUUCAUGAUUGUAGAAAUGAUUCAGUAAAUUUAUUUCAGCAAUUUGGUAUUAUAUUGAAGAACGUUUUUGAUACUCAGGCUGCUCAUGCCGUUUUACAAUUUCAAGAGCAAGGAAAGCAAGUUUAUAAAGCAAAAUAUGUAUCAUUAAAUACAUUAUGUGAAAUUUAUAAUGCUCCUGUUAAUCCAAUGAAAGAUCAAUUAAGGAAUGUUUAUCGACGAGAUCAAAAGUAUUGGGCAAAACGACCAUUAACACGUGAUAUGUUAUUAUAUGCUGCGGGUGAUGUUUUAGUUUUGAUUAAUGAUCAAUUAUAUGCAAAUAUGGCCAAACUUAUUAAACCGGAAUAUCGACAACUUUUCUCUGAAUUGUGUACAGAACAAAUAUUAAUGUUAAUUAAACCAAACGAAGUUAAAAUUCGUAAGAAACAACGUAAGGUUGCCACAGAAGUUUCUGAUUUAAAACAAAAAUUGUCACAAACUAGUAAAAGUAUAGUACUAAGUAAUAGGGAAAUUAGAUUAUUAAGAUAUAUGGAUUUGACUGAAGACGAAAAAGAACGCUUAAAAGGUUUCUAUAAGGUAGCUAAAAAAUUAGAAAAAAUGGAUGGUGGAGGUGGUAAUCAAGAUAAAGAUGGUAGUGAUUCUGAUGAUGAACAAGAACAAACAGAACCAGAUAAUUUUCCAAGUUUGGAUAGUGUGCCAUCAGAUAAUUCAUUAGGUGGUAAUUUUUCACCAAGAAAUUCUGAACCACCAAGUUUAAUUGAAUCAAUGCAAUUAUUGGAUGAGAUAUUAGUCGAUACAACAAUGGAUCGUAUGGAACGUAUAGAUAAAUUAGAAGCUAUAUUAUCAGCUGCAACACAACUUGAGGAUCAGGAAUAUCCUUCUGAUCAAUAUGAUGCAAAAGCAGAAACUAUACAGAAUGCUAAAGAGAAGGCAAGAAACUUAAAAAAUUGCAAUUGUAAUUGUCAUAAUGCAAUUAAUCGACGUACACCACCAAUUAUUGUAAAAAAGCAGGAAGUAGCGUCACAAACAUUAAGUACUGGUGAUAUUACAAUUAUUAAAGUGCAUUUCGAUGAUGAAAAAACAAAAUCACAGGAAAAAGUUCUUGCUUCGUCACCAAGACGUUAAUAAUUUGUAUAAUAUACAAAUAAAACGAUGAAAUUAAAAUUAAAUAUCAAUAUUUCGUUAAAUGGAAUUAAAUUCCUAGAAAUAUUCGAAUACUUUAAUUAUAAAAAAAAAAAAAACAAAAAAUUGUAAAAUAAACAUAAAGAAAAUUUUUGUUUUUUUAACAUUUAGAACAAUUUAAUCAAAUAUAUCUGACCAAUAUUUUCAUUAAAUCUCAAAAAAAAAAACAUAUCCCAGUUCGAUCUAUUUAUGUAUUAACGUAAAUGAAA